AGUCGGAUGUGAACCAAACACGGAAGUAGACUAGCAAACCAUGGAAACAUGACUGUAACUUCUCCAGCGUUUUAACCUAUAAUUUAACUAUUUGUGCGUUUGAUUGAACAUGUGAGGCAAUAAAAUUGCUACUGUCGUUACGAAGUAUCUUUGUCAUGGCGUUGAGUUGGUUUUAUAUUGUUUUGACUCUAUGUUGCGCUGUUGCAUCAGUUGGGAUUGCCAUUGUGGGCCAGGGUCAAAUCAUACCGUCUCUUGUUGCGGCUCUCGCCCUGAGCACCGCUACCGGAAUGACAUUGGUUUUGAAGGAGUUCAGCUCGAAAUUAGGAGCUGAAAUGCGGCCGGUGGGGAGUGUGCUGAGUCAGUAUUUGGCGCUGAAGGUGGUGGGCUGGCUGGGCAGGAGACAAAGGCGAAAACUGGAGGAGGAUACGCGGAAAGUGGAGCAGGUUCAGGAGGAGACUCUGCUGAAGCGCCUGCGUAAACACGGCGGCACCACUUAUGGAAGGAAAUACGACUUUAAGUCACUUAAAGACUCUGCUGAGUUCCGCGCACGUCACCCCAUCACCACAUAUGAACACUACAGGGAGCUCAUACAGAGGGUUGCAGCUGGAGAAGAAAAGGUGGUCAUCUCUGAGAAGCCCCUCAUUUUGGCCAUGACGUCCGGGACGUCAGGGGCCAGUGCCAUGCUCCUCAGCACCAAGGACACCAACACUGAGUUCUUCCUACUGGGAGUGACAGUGUGUUUAGACGCCAUGAGAAAAGCGUUCCCAGCCACAGAGAGCCUCCAGCGAACCACCAAGUUUUUCUACACUCCCACCCUGCGUCAGUCAGAAGCUGGUCUUCCUAUUGGUCCAAACUCCUCAACACCUGCCUCCUCUCGCCACAUGCUCAACCUGUACACAACUCCAGCUCCGGCUUUUGAAGUUCCUAGUGAGAAGGACACACUGUAUCUUCACCUUCUCUUUGCACUGAAAGACCCCACCGUAGGAACUCUGGAGUCCAACUUUGCGUCUACAGUCUUUUAUGCCUUUGUUUCAUUACAGGAGCAUUGGCAGGAGCUGGUGGGGGACAUAGAGCGUGGGACAGUCAGUAAAGCUUUGGCUCUAGAUCCCAAAGUACGGUCCAGUCUGGAGGCUCUGAUGAAGCCGGACCCAAAGAGGGCAUCCCAGAUACAGGCGGAGAUCCAGGAUGGGUUCAGGGGCAUUGCAAAACGACUUUGGCCAAACCUUAACCUGGUGCUGGCUGUGGACUCUGGCUCCAAUCAAAUUUACGGAGAGAUGCUGAGAGAGAGCUACUGCCAAGGCGUGCCCUUCUACUCACCUUUUUAUGCUGCUACAGAAGGCCUCAUUGGGGUGAACCUGUGGCCAGAGGAGACCAGCAGACGUUACCUCUUGUGCCCACGCUCCAUGUUCUGUGAGUUCCUCCCUGAGCACAGUCUGGAGCAGGACGACCCACCCACUCUGUUAAUGCAGGAGGUGAAGGAGGGCCACAACUACGAGCUGGUCAUCACAAACGCCUCUGGGCUGUACAGAUACCGCAUUGGAGACAUUGUGAAGGUGGUUGGAUUCCAUAAUCAGUGCCCUAUCAUUGAGUUUCAGUACAGGCGCGGUCAGAUGUUGAAUGUUCGAGGGGAGAAAGUGUCUGAGCAUUUGUUCCUUGGAGCUUUAAAGAACGCGCUCUCUCAGUGGCCUGGGGCUCAGCUGGUGGACUACUGCUGUGCUGAGAGUGGAAUUAUGGGUGACUCCAGUGGUGGCUCAGACCCUCAUUACCAGGUGUUUUUGGAGCUCAAAGGAGUCAGAAAUCUCACAGAAGAACAGCGCUACAAGUUGGACAUAUGUCUGCAACAGGACUCUGCGGUGUACAAGUCUUUCCGGAUCAAAGGCAGUAUUGGACCAAUGCGAGUGCAGCUGGUGGCACCUGGAGCCUUUAACGAACUCUCCAAGAAAAUGAUGUCCUUUUCUGAGACAACACCAAAUACGUUCAAAAUGCACAGAGUUAUUCGAAGGAAAGAGUAUGCGGACUUCCUUUUGGGCAAAACACUUUCCUAAAACUUUCUGUGGAAGUACACACAAACUGCGAUAUGUACUGACUGAAUAUUUGAAGUGCCAUUUGUAAAGCAGCAAUUAUAUUAUUGACCUCCGCAAGGUUAAAAGGUUCAUAUUACACUUUUCUGAUAUGUUAUAAUGUUUGUUUCCUCAUUAGUUUUGUUGCAUUCACACGUGUAUUUUUAAACUCCUUACACCUUCGCAUUUAAACAAUUUCAGGCCUGGAAUUGCCAGUCUCUGCUGAAUAAAAAUUAAAAAGUAGCUGUUAACUUGAAAA
Molecule: messenger RNA, 2319 nt
Organism: Boleophthalmus pectinirostris (great blue-spotted mudskipper)
Lineage: Eukaryota; Metazoa; Chordata; Actinopteri; Gobiiformes; Gobiidae
Gene: ghdc
Product: GH3 domain containing
Exons: 11
Coding region: 156-2045 (629 amino acids)
Cellular component (GO): cytoplasm
Molecular function (GO): acid-amino acid ligase activity
Source: RefSeq, a predicted model, not a curated record